CGCCGCCGACGUCACUUUUUGGCGGCCGUGCUCACAGCGCAGCCUCCUCCCAGAUCGGGCUCCCCCCCUAACAAAGCUCUCGCGAGAUACUUCGGCGCGCGGUACGGACAUCUACCGCUGGUGAAUUCGUGACGUUCGUUGGAAUCUCCUUGCGGGGAGAGCUUCUUCAUUCUUGGAAGAAAAAAGUGGGUGUCUCCUCUCUCUUUUUGGGUAGAGUUUCUUCUCGGGCUUCGCCGGACAUCAAGUAACCAUCGCCACGGCUUUAAUGGACGAAGUUUCACUUGCUGUUGAUGAUGUGAAAAGGACAUGGGAUCAAACUGUGAAUCACAUUCAGGACAACAUAAAAGAAAUUCAAUGUUGUGGGAAAUCUGGAAAGGGUAUUCAGGACCGGAAUUCUCUCCCUAGACUCAAUGGCACUGCACAGGAUGGCCUGGCAUUGCUUAGAUCACUUCAGUUUAGGCUUGAUCUUUUGGCUCAACAACUGCCCACAGAAGAAGCUGUAGUGUCUGCCCACACAAUGUUGAACUCUUGGAAAGAACAAUACCAGGGAUUGCACUUGAGCUUGAGAAAUGCAAACUUGCAAGCGAAAAACAACAUAAGAGCAGUGCAUUGGAAUUCAUGCCUGAAAAUUGUUUCAGGAUAUUCUAGCAUUAUUCAAAAUUUUAAUUUCUAA
Messenger RNA from Phalaenopsis equestris, 673 nucleotides. RefSeq lists its product as uncharacterized. Gene Ontology annotation, cellular component: SNARE complex; endoplasmic reticulum. Lineage: Eukaryota; Viridiplantae; Streptophyta; Magnoliopsida; Asparagales; Orchidaceae. Gene Ontology annotation, molecular function: SNAP receptor activity. The transcript has 3 exons. The record is from RefSeq and is a predicted model, not a curated record. The coding region runs from base 266 to 673 and encodes 135 amino acids. Gene Ontology annotation, biological process: retrograde vesicle-mediated transport, Golgi to endoplasmic reticulum.